AGAAAAGAAUUGUUUAAAUUAUUUAAAUUGUUAAAGUGAUUUUUAAUAAAUUAAAAUGGUUGUUGAAGACGAAGAAGUCGUGCAGAUUCAAAAAGAAUUAGUUGAUUUAAACAUAGGUGUUAAAGCUAUUAUACAAGAUAUGUUACUGUUAAAAACAUCCACCCAGACUUUACAAGAAUUAAACAGCGAAGGCAGAGCUAAAAUUAACGGCAUCAAAAUUUGUAUAGAAAAUUUAUAUAAACUUGCCAAACAAAAUGCAGAUUCACAACUCAUGAGCGAUGUCGAGACACACAGAAACGAACUGACAACUACUCUCAAAGAUUUCCGUCGUUCCAACAUAAUAGCAAUGUCUGCAAUCGAGAAAUCCAAAAAGGAUGAGCUCUUGAGUGCAGAUGGCGACGAUGACACGUCUUCAGGGCUUCCCAAGAAAUCCCAAGUUAGGAAAAGGAAUACAGUCGAUAAAGGAAAUAUUGUUAAAAUGUCUUCUAAUGUUACGGAUAGACUGUUGUCGAUUAGUAGACAUCUGGCACAGACCACCGAGAGGAGCCACACUUUGGAGACUUUGGCUAUGUCUUCGUCUAACGUCUGGGGAACCCGUGACGAGUUAGAAAACACUUCAGCUACAAUAGCUCAGUCUGGAAAGCUUUUAAAAAAAUAUGGGAGAAGAGAGUUUACUGAUAAAAUUUUAGUUUUCUUUGCAUUUGCCUUUUUUGUUGCCUGUGUACUGUAUAUAGUACAGAAGAGGCUGUUUUGAAAUAAAUAGAUAAAUAUUUAUUAAAAUUGAAUU
Molecule: messenger RNA, 787 nt
Organism: Ctenocephalides felis (cat flea)
Lineage: Eukaryota; Metazoa; Arthropoda; Insecta; Siphonaptera; Pulicidae
Product: vesicle transport protein SEC20-like
Biological process (GO): retrograde vesicle-mediated transport, Golgi to endoplasmic reticulum
Cellular component (GO): SNARE complex; endoplasmic reticulum
Molecular function (GO): SNAP receptor activity
Source: RefSeq, a predicted model, not a curated record